AUGGUAGAAACAAAUAUUGAUGAAUGUAAGACAUCAAAUAAUACAUGCCUAAGUGAAAAUAAUUGUCACAACACCGAUGGGUCUUACAAAUGUUUCUGUCCUAAGGGGCAAUCCGGAGAUGGAACAAAGAACGGAGGGUGCCACCGACGAGAUAUAGUUACCCAGGUUGUCAUUGGAACAGGUGCAGGAUUCAUACUUCUAAUUGUGGGAAUUUCCUCGCUGUACUUAAUAUACGAGAAAAGGAAACUCGUCAAACUGAAGGAGAAGUUCUUUAAGCAAAAUGGGGGUAUCAUUUUGCAACAGCGACUCUCUGCAGGAGAAAACACUUCUCAAUCUACUACAGUGUUCUCAGCAGAGGAACUUAAGAAGGCCACCAACAAUUAUGAUGAGAGCAUAAUCAUCGGCAGAGGAGGUUAUGGUACAGUUUACAAAGGAGUUUUGUCAGAUAAGAGGAUUGUUGCCAUCAAGAAGUCCAAAAUUGUGGAUCAGAGCCAAAUUGAACAAUUCAUAAACGAGGUGAUUGUGCUAUCACAAAUUAAUCAUAGGAAUGUGGUCAAACUCUUGGGUUGUUGUUUAGAGACAGAAGUUCCUUCACUGGUUUAUGAAUUUGUUAACAAUGGUACCCUUUUUGAUUAUAUACACAAAGAAGGCAAGGCAGGUAAUGUACCUUGGAAAACACGUCUAAGGAUAGCAGCAGAGGCUGCAGGGGCUCUAUCAUAUCUGCACUCAGCUGCUUCUAUACCCAUUAUACAUAGAGAUGUAAAGACUGCCAACAUUCUCUUGGAUGAAACUUACACUACUAAAGUGUCUGAUUUUGGAGCUUCAAGAUUGGUUCCUCUUGAUCAAACUGAAUUAGCCACAUUGGUGCAAGGAACUAUUGGUUAUUUGGACCCAGAGUACAUGCAAACAAGCCAACUUACUCAGAAAAGUGAUGUGUAUAGCUUCGGAGUAGUUCUUGUAGAGCUUCUUACAGGGGAGAAACCUCUUUGUUUUGACAGGUCAGAAGAGAAAAGAAGUCUUGCCAUGCACUUUUUAUCUUGCUUGAGAGAGGAUCGCAUGUUUGAGGUUCUUCAAGUUGGAAUUUUGAAUGUAGAAAAUAAGGAAAAGAUCAAGGAGGUUGCUAUUCUUGCAACAAAGUGCUUGAGACUAAGAGGGGAGGAGAGGCCUAGCAUGAAAGAAGUGGCAAUGGAGUUGGAGGGAAUAAGGCUAAUGGAAAAGCAUCCAUGGAUCAACACAGACGUGAAUCUAGAGGAGACUCAUUACUUGCUUCAUGAGGCAUCAUCUAGCAUUCAUGAACAUGGUGAUAGCAGCAGCCAUCAAAAUACUGGGUAUGACGGCAUCAAGGAUCAUGUACUCAUUGACUUCGAUGACCGAAGAUGA
Messenger RNA from Gastrolobium bilobum, 1380 nucleotides. RefSeq names its product wall-associated receptor kinase 5-like. Gene Ontology annotation, cellular component: plasma membrane. Gene Ontology annotation, biological process: protein phosphorylation; cell surface receptor signaling pathway. Lineage: Eukaryota; Viridiplantae; Streptophyta; Magnoliopsida; Fabales; Fabaceae. Bases 1 to 1380 code for a protein of 459 amino acids. The transcript has 3 exons. The record is from RefSeq and is a predicted model, not a curated record. Gene Ontology annotation, molecular function: ATP binding; protein serine/threonine kinase activity; calcium ion binding.